Mollisia scopiformis is the source of this 737-nucleotide messenger RNA. RefSeq lists its product as uncharacterized. Bases 198 to 626 code for a protein of 142 amino acids. The record is from RefSeq and is a predicted model, not a curated record. NCBI's taxonomy places the organism in Eukaryota, Fungi, Ascomycota, Leotiomycetes, Helotiales, Mollisiaceae. The transcript has 2 exons.
CAACCCUCACGACAUAUCAUAUCUGUCACCAAUAAGACGGAGAGGCUCGUAAAUAGGGCUGAGCAAAUGUGGCUACUGAGCGUCAGCACUUGAACGAUUCGCCACACGGCGCUUGCUGGGUUGCGGCCGAUACGGAUAGGAAAUUUUGUGUCCUUCUCCGACGAAAGUAUCUUUCUGAUUUCAGGAUCCACGGCUUGAUGAUUGACGGGCAGCCACAAUCAAGGGAACAAUGCUCAUCCGUCAGUCAAGUACCCGUCGGUUCCUGCGCUGGCGUUCAUGCAAGGCUGUUGAAUGGUGCAGGCGGCAUCGAUUCCUGCUUCUCGAUCCGACCCCAACGGAUCUGGAAUCGCAAACCAUCCAGUCGGUGUAAACAGCGAGCAUUUGGACAGAGACCUUUUUUUGAGAUAUAUGGCAUUACCACUCCCACUAGUUCGUAUUCCUCUAUGGGGUACCGGACUGCGGUCAAUAUCUCGGAUUCUUAUCUCUAUACACGAUCGUUACACAUUUCUGAAGGCUUCUUUCUAUGCUUCUUUCCAUGUUCAUGCGUAUCCAUUUUAGUAUAUAUUGUUACUGUACCUCCUUUGCUAUUUCCGUUACGCUCAUCCUACAGACCUGUAUCAACAUAGCCUUCUACUGUCAAUUUCUCUCCCAACGGAAAAUUUGGAAGGCGUAGUCACAGAGGGGAGACCGUUUAUCUGGCCCAAAUCCGCGUACUCAAUCACACGCACUGCCACGAG